GGUGCAGUUCUCACAGGAGGGGAAGGGGGAACUGGAAUAAAGCCUGUAAAAUGACACGCUUUCAUUCCCUGGUCCUUUCAGGGAUGCUGCGGGCAAAUACCCACUGCUACUGGGAAACAAUCUUGUGGAUUAUAUCAUAGGAUUAUAGUGAAUAUUAUAGUUGAGCAAAUUUUGGCUGUGGGAGGAAUGCAGGGAAUGCAUUAGCGGGUAACACUGUAUUUUUGGCUGUGAGUCAGCAUAAGGCAAUGUACACUGUGGCUCAUCCGAAUUACUCUGCUGUUGAUGCGUUUCUCCCUUCUAUUUGAAACAGCGGUUUUCCAGCACUGCUCCUACCUCAUUGCCAUCUUCGUCCCCUCAACGAAUACCGUGUCCCACCGCGCACCCACACGCAGGGACGCGCUGGCGGGCGCAGCACAGCAGUGCUGCCGCACAGCCCGGUUACAGACGUCCCUGCAGGAACCAUCUGGCUCUUGGCUGAAUUAAUGCCUUUCUGACCCUGAUCUGCUGUGUCCUCCAAGAGUGUAUUUUCAUUAUCUCACAAGAGCAGAAAAUGAACUAUGUUUCUCGUGUGCUGAACUCCACCUUAGAUUGUCUUAUUGCUGCACAUUGAGAACUUCAUAAAAAGUAGGAAGUCAAGAUGAAGAGCAGGGUGACACAAGUGAAUCAUGGUUCCAGUUAUGAAAGGAAAGAAAACUAUGAUUCCUGCCAAAAGAGUUUGUCUCCAGAGGACAGGGAUACUGAGCAUGACAGGUCUCCAUCUCCCAGAAGGAGAAGAUACUCUGAUGACAGCAGAUAUGAUCAGGAAUAUUCAAGAAGGGAAUACUAUGAUGACAGAACUUCAGAAGGAAGAAGGAUGGAAAGGGGGAGAGAGAGACACCAUGAAAAAUGGGAGGAGAGAGAAUCUGAUCGAAGGAAGCAGAGAAGGUAUUCAUCACCUGAUCGUAGGAGUCCAGAGAGGUCAACAGCGCAGAGCUCACUUGCUCAGGAUGAGACCACUUCAAAAAAGAAGAAAGAAGAAGUGGAUCCAAUCCUUACUCGCACAGGUGGUGCAUAUAUUCCUCCUGCCAAACUCAGGAUGAUGCAAGAGCAAAUCACUGAUAAAAAUAGCUUGGCAUAUCAGAGGAUGAGUUGGGAAGCCUUGAAGAAGUCAAUCAAUGGUCUUGUCAACAAAGUGAAUGUUUCUAAUAUAGAAAAUAUCAUUCAUGAGCUCCUUCAGGAAAAUAUCGUUCGGGGAAGGGGAUUGCUAUCUAGAUCCAUUCUGCAAGCUCAAAGUGCCUCUCCAAUUUUUACCCACGUUUAUGCAGCUCUCGUGGCAAUUAUCAAUUCAAAGUUUCCAAAUAUUGGUGAAUUGAUUCUCAAGAGGUUAAUACUUAAUUUUCGCAAAGGAUAUCGCAGAAAUGAUAAGCAACUCUGUCUAACAUCUUCAAAAUUUGUUGCACAUUUGAUGAACCAGAAUGUGGCUCAUGAGGUUUUAUGUUUGGAAAUGCUCACUUUGCUUCUUGAAAGGCCUACUGAUGACAGUAUUGAAGUAGCAAUUGGAUUUAUUAAAGAGAGUGGCCUCAAAUUAACAGAAGUUUCUCCUAGAGGUAUUAAUGCAAUCUUUGACCGUCUUCGACACAUUCUGCAUGAAUCAAAAAUUGAUAUGCGUGUUCAGUAUAUGAUAGAAGUCAUGUUUGCUGUACGGAAGGAUGGCUUCAAGGAUCAUCCGAUCAUUCCAGAAGGAUUAGAUCUAGUGGAAGAGGAGGAUCAGUUUACUCAUAUGUUGCCGUUAGAAGAUGACUACAACCCAGAGGAUGUUCUUAAUGUUUUCAAGAUGGAUCCAAACUUUAUGGAGAAUGAAGAGAAAUACAAAACGCUGAAGAAAGAAAUUCUUGAUGAAGGUGACAGUGAAUCUGAAGCAGAUCAAGAGGCUGGAAGUAGUGAGGAAGAUGAAGAUGAUGACGAAGAGGAGGAUGAAGAUGGUCAGAAAGUUACUGUCCAUGACAAAACAGAAAUUAACCUGGUGUCCUUCCGUCGUACAAUUUAUCUUGCUAUUCAGUCAAGCUUAGACUUUGAAGAAUGUGCUCACAAAUUGCUGAAGAUGGACUUUCCUGAAAGUCAGACUAAAGAACUCUGCAAUAUGAUACUCGACUGCUGUGCUCAGCAAAGAACGUAUGAGAAAUUCUUUGGGUUACUGGCAGGGCGUUUCUGCAUGUUAAAAAAAGAAUAUAUGGAGUCCUUUGAAGCUAUUUUCAAAGAACAAUAUGAUACCAUUCAUCGUUUGGAAACAAACAAACUGAGGAAUGUUGCCAAGAUGUUUGCUCAUCUACUGUACACGGAUUCAAUUCCCUGGAGCGUCCUUGAAUGUAUAAUACUGAGUGAAGAAACUACCACAUCCUCCAGUAGAAUUUUUGUGAAAAUAUUCUUCCAGGAACUCAGUGAAUAUAUGGGACUUCCUAAUCUAAAUGCAAGAUUAAAAGAUGAAACACUGCAGCCUUUCUUUGAGGGAUUAUUGCCUCGGGAUAACCCAAGAAACACUCGCUUUGCCAUCAAUUUCUUCACUUCUAUUGGCCUUGGAGGACUAACGGAUGAAUUACGGGAGCAUCUUAAAAAUGCACCAAAGAUGAUAAUGACACAGAAACAAGAUGUUGAGUCGUCAGAUUCAUCUUCAUCUUCAGAGACAGACUCUUCCUCAGACUCUGAUUCUGACAGCAGCAGUAGUAGCUCAGAGUCAUCCAGCAGCAGUGAUUCCUCAUCUACCAGUGACAACAGCAGUGACUCAGAUGUUCCUAAAGCCAAAAGAAAAAGACUGCAAAAGAAAAACAGAGAUUCUGAUAAAGUUUCCAAAAAAAAACAAGAAAGGAAAAGGAAAUCACUUGAAAAGAAAAUGGGAAGGAGACAGCAAGAGGAAAGAAGUGAUACUGAGAGCAAAUCACAAAGAAAUCACCGAAAUUUCAGAGAAUCACCCAGGAGAGAUGACGUAUCAAAAUAUCAUCAGAGAGAUGAGUCCAAUGACAGAGACACUUACCAUAGUGGAAAGGAUAGGAACCAUGAAAGAAGUAAGGAUCUAGUAAAUAAACACAGUAAUUCAAAACCAAAGAAAGCAGAGAGAAGAGCUUCUUUGUCUGAUGAUGAAAAUUACAGGCACUGGAGCAAAGAUAAUGGACAUCGCAGUAGAAAAAGAGAAAGAUCAAAAUCCAGAGAGAGAGGCCAUAAUAAUUCAAGUCCGAGAGAGGACGAACAGGAUGACCAAUACAGAAACAGUUCAGAGAAGCACAGAGAGAAAUACAGCCGUUACUCUGACCAGCACAGAGAAUCCAGAAAAAACGAGGACAGACGAAGGGAGAAUUCCCCACACAGACGAAAAUAAUACCUAACCAGAGCUUGACACGUGCAUUUCUGAGCUGUUAAAACUGUAUUUUAAAAUCUAUUACUGAACUUUCUUAAAAAAAAAUUUUGUACAAAGUGAUAGUUUGCAUUUGUAAAUUUUAUCAGACUUUUUCAAAUUUUUCAGUGCCACUUUUUUAUAACUAUUGCGUUGAGUGUUUCUCUUCAGUUCUUCCUUUGGAAAGACAAAGCAGUUUAUUUUGUGAAUAAAACGAUUAAGAUCUCAGCAAAAUGGGUGUUUUUGUCACUUAGUGUCAAGUAUUUGUAAUUGUAACUAUAGUCUUAAAAAUAUGGGGUUUAACUUUGCUUGUAAAUUGAAAGUCAGAUACUGAGGAUAGGGUGAUAAAUGCAAAAAUUUCAGAUUACAAUGUGAAUGUUAUGUGAGAAGGUGUUAUAAAAAUUUUCAAAAAUCAGCAUGAAUGCUGCAGGCAUUCUGUAGCUGUUUAUUCUUUCAACCUCGCAAACAUGAAAGCAAGUUUGAGCAAAAUUUUCUGGAAAUACUUCAGCCAAUGAUGUUUUUUUUUUUUUUUUGUCAAGAGUUAAAAUUUGGAAAAGCAAUAUUGCUGUUUUAAAUGUCACAUUUGAAAGUGUGUCAACUUGUUCUGUUACUUUUCACAAUGUUUUUUAAUAUUGCAACAUCCUGAGCUAGAUACACAUGUGAUCUUAGGGGAAAAAAUUGGGUUGUUUGGGUUUAUUUUUUUCAAGUAUGAGUUUGAUUUUAAAGUCAUAGACUUCAAUUCUAACCCUAGAAAGGAGGUGUUUAAGGAAUAUCUUUCCCAGUAUAAUAAAAAGUAAGAAAUCAAAAUAAGAGGUGUUUCAGAUCUUUAGAUGUUUUGAAAUAUAUGACUUGAAGUGCACAAGUUUAUUGGAGGCAAAGUUUGGGGGGGGGGGGGGGGGGAGGGGAAAUUCAGUUGCUGCAGCAGUUCAUAUUAUAAAUUGUUCUACCUGGAGUCAUCUGAAGCAAAUAGCUCAAUGUUCAUUGUAUGAGUAAUGAAUCAAAAUCAUCUGGUUAAGACUUUAAAUCUCAUCUGUAACUAAGGAAAAUUUUGCAAGUCUUUCGGCAUGAAUUAGGAAAUAGUGUGGACAUGGUCACUAGGAAAGAUAGAGGUGAUAGCUGUAUAUUAUGCAAUUGUUGAUGCUGCAAGACAACUUUUUUUUUACUUUGAAGACAAUUGUUGGGCAUAUGACAACUUGCCCUUUUAAUGUGGAAAUCAUAUUUAAUCCUGUAUAAAGCAUAGAAAGUAUUUUCGAGCUGUUUUAUAACAGAAAAUAGAACAAUUCCUAAGGAAAUACAUCAGUUUUGCCUAAAGCUUGUCACAGCAUUUUUUUCUAAGAAAAAUGUCACAUUUUUUAAAUGUUUUCUCUGUAUUUAACAGAAUUUAUUUCCACAAGCUUUCAUGUAAUAAAACAUUUUCAGUCAAACAUUUGCAUGGCAAAGAAAUUCAUGUUGCAGAGAAAAAAAUAAGGUUUCUAUCUUGUUAUACCACAUAGCUUAAAAUGCCUUAGUGGCAUCAUGAGGUAUAUGUUUAAACUGGUGGGUUUUUGUCCCACGCACUUCUCAUUUUCAAAAUGAUUUGUGCAUUUUGGCAGUGUGUGUUAAUUCCAGGAGAACUUAAUUUGAAAGAAUGCUUUUAUAAAAGAAUUCUGCUGAUAACUGUUAUACUGUUUUGAUAGCUCUCUACGAAUAUUAUUGAAAAUUAUAUGUACUUUAUAAAGGUUUAAUUGUAUGAACUUAGUUUACCUAGAGUAAUACUUCUCUUACUGUUAUGGGUUUAAUAGCAUAGAUUUUUAUUAACCCAUAGCUUUUGAGAUAUUCUGUUAAGUCAAAAAGCUUCUUAAUUACAUCUUUAAUAAAUGGAAAUACAUUAAAGCAAAUGUGGAAACAAAACCUUUAUUAAAAAAUAAAACGCUUGAUGUCAGACAUGCUGAUCAGAAAAUGCCA
This is a messenger RNA of Tyto alba (common barn owl), 5308 nucleotides long. RefSeq names its product CWC22 spliceosome associated protein homolog (gene CWC22). Gene Ontology annotation, molecular function: protein binding; RNA binding. Lineage: Eukaryota; Metazoa; Chordata; Aves; Strigiformes; Tytonidae. Bases 638 to 3349 code for a protein of 903 amino acids. The record is from RefSeq and is a predicted model, not a curated record. The transcript is spliced from 20 exons. Gene Ontology annotation, cellular component: catalytic step 2 spliceosome. Gene Ontology annotation, biological process: mRNA splicing, via spliceosome.